UGCUGAUUGUUUUUGUUACUUUAGCCAGGGCCAAAAAAAAAACAAAACCUAACCUAACCUAAUAAUCCAAAUCCAUACAUACAUAAACAUAUAAAUAAAGAUAAAGAAAUAAAGCAAGGCUGACUGUUUUCGACAAGGGGGCCAUAAAAAUUUGGAACAAGAAUAAGGAAGAACAUAACAUACUCAUCAUCAUCAUCAUCAUCGUAGUCGUAGUCAAAUCAGGGCGAAAAAACUAAUCUACUGAGAAUCAUGGAUGAAAAUACUGAAAAAGACAAAUUAGUAUUUCUAGACUUUAAUGAUAAACUCUCAAACGAAAUAAUAAAAGAUAAAGUUUUUAUUCGAAUAGCAAACUUGGAAGAUAAAAAUCCUCUUGUGCAAGUCAACGAUAUAAUAUUUGAAGGUACCUACGAUUACAGUUUAGGCACCAAUCUUUUUUUUGAAAAAGGCCCGAACGAAGAACAUGGGGAGUUCCCUUUCAAGGAACCACUCGAAUUUAAAUUGAACUUUUUAACAGCACAGACAAAAGUUCUAAAUUGCACACAAAUGAAGGUACCAUCGACUGCUGUAGCAGCAGCACCCUUACCUGAAACUCAAACAAGACAAGAUAAUUUGAAAUUUAAUUUUAAUUGGGAAUAUAAGGAACUUUUAGAGAAGUUUGAAAAUGGAACAUUAGAUUUACAAGAUAUGAUAUCACCAAAAAAUGACACGCAAAAAGAUACUGAUUCAGCUAAAAAUGAUACUAGUGAAAGAAACAUUGAACCAGAGAUUGAACCUGAACCUCGACCUGAACCAAUGGAAACAGAAGGCAACAGGAUACUAGAUGAUAAUAUGGAAGUGUUUGAAAUACAGGAUAUAGGUGAUCCAGAAACUACACAUGAGCCAGAGCUACAAGACAAUCUAAAAAAUGCUUAUGAAAGAUUGCUACUAUUAGCCAGGACACCUGUGAAACGAGUAGUUGAAGAAGAGGAGUGUGUUUGUGAUCCAAAGUACAAAAAGGAAUAUGAUUAUAGAAGUACUGAAUGCAAGGUUUUGGAGCCUCCCCUAUUUUCCUACAUACAAUCUUCAACCACACCAGAAACUACACAGAUAAAUAAUUAUGAAAACCAUAUUAAUUUGGAUAGAUGUGUAGCACUAGGGCUAUUGAAACCUUUAGAUGCUUGCCCAAGGAUGUUAACAAAAAAAGAACAGGAUCAAGUCAUGACAGUAGAAAAUUUUGAAAAUCUCGAUUUAACUGCUAGAUAUUUAGUGCUUCAAGCUCAUAUGAAAGAGUUGGAAAAGCAAGUUGAAUCAAAUAGUUCCAUAAAAAAUAGUGAACUCGAUGAGUUUGGUCGAACACCAGUAGAGACUUUACAUAUAUUUAAAAAACUUGCUUCUGCUUUGAGUAGACGUAUAGAUGAAAUUAGUUCAAUAAAAAAUUGAAGAAAUAGAAGCCAAAAACCAUCAGCCUCAACAGAGGCACUUCACUUGUGAAGUGAAUCCAAAUAAACUUACAACAUACCAAAGCUGCCACUAGCGAGCUUAGAAGGAUAAUUAUUGACCAGUUACUGAAAUAAGUCUUCAAUGCGGGUUUGGUAGUGGUUUUGGAUGAAAAUUAUAUUCAAUAGGAAUAUAACGAGUGCAAUGGAAAUUAUCGAUGAUUUUUGGGAAAUUUGCCUGAAUGCAUUUUUAGUUGAAAAAAAGCAUGAGUGCCAUUUUCAGUUAAAAACGCAUGAGUGCUAAUUUGUCAAAAACUAUAGAUAUAUUUCCAUUGCACGAGUUGUAUAUUAUAUUUAUCUGGAAAAGUAAAUGCGCUUGAAAUUUCACUCCGGAUACCCGUUUGACUUUACGAGAAGUAGAAGGCGGAAUCUGAUUUAUAAAUCGAGAGAUUGUACGCAAUGGUCAAAAAUACCAAUUCCUUAUUAUUGUUUUUCGCUAACUGUACUUUUGUCUCUUGUUAUAGGUUUAUUUUAUUUAUAAUAACUGUUUAGUAUAAAUAAAAACAUCUUUAAUUAUCA
Molecule: messenger RNA, 1994 nt
Organism: Ceutorhynchus assimilis (cabbage seed weevil)
Lineage: Eukaryota; Metazoa; Arthropoda; Insecta; Coleoptera; Curculionidae
Source: the annotation of a GenBank genome assembly